AAAGAAAGAAAAAAAAAAAAAACGGAAAAAAUUUUCUGGAUUAUACAGCCUUUUACACUGCUGCAAUCUCCAAUUCUGUUAUGCGGCCAAUGAAAUAAGGUUGUCUCUUGUGUUCUUUUACUGUGACGCGCUUCAGAAGUUUUCACUUCUUUACUAUUAUUUUUUUUAGAAAAUGACAGAUUAUUUAGAAGAACAAAAGAAUGAAAUUGAAGCACUUCAGUCUAUUUAUCCAGAUGAAUUCGAAGGUAUAAGUGAGACAGAAUUUAGAAUAUCUAUAUAUCCCGAAGAACAAGACCUAGAGAAUCCACGCGCACUUUCAUUGCAUGUGAUAUAUACACCCAAUUACCCGGACGAAUUACCAGAAUAUGAAAUUGAAAUUAUUCAGGGUCAAGUGCCAGAAUCAUAUCUUUCGAGAAUAGAACAAUCUGUCAAACAGGCUGCUGAAGAAUCGAUCGGUAUGGCCAUGGUUUUCUCUUUGGUGAUGAUCAUCAAGGAAGAACUAGAUAAUAUCGUUUUGGACGUCAAGAGAGCUGAAGAAGAACUGGUCAAGGAAAAGAAACGUAAAGAAGAAGAAGCAGAACAAGCUAAAUUUGUAGGCACCAAAGUGACAAGAGAUAGCUUUUUGGAUUGGAAAAAGAAGUUUGACGCAGAAAUAGCAGAAAAGGAUGCUGUAGCAAGAGCACAAAAGGCAAAGGAACUAAAGGGAAAACUGACAGGUCGUCAAUUGUUUGAGCAAGACAAGACUUUGGCUAUGUCCGAUGCUAGUUAUAUGGAUGAAGGCGAUGUAUCAGUCGAUGUGUCUCAGUUUGAUAAAGAGGAUCGUGCUGGUGCUUUUGAUGAUCAAUAUAAAGAUGAAGAAGAAAAUCCUGUGUGGAAGAAUGUGGAUUAAAAUAAACUCAAUUUAUCACACGUGAUUUCUUUUUCUUUAUU
Molecule: messenger RNA, 930 nt
Organism: Rhizopus microsporus ATCC 52813
Lineage: Eukaryota; Fungi; Mucoromycota; Mucoromycetes; Mucorales; Rhizopodaceae
Product: RWD-domain-containing protein
Exons: 5
Coding region: 173-889 (238 amino acids)
Biological process (GO): cytoplasmic translation
Molecular function (GO): protein binding
Source: RefSeq, a predicted model, not a curated record